Diversispora eburnea is the source of this 414-nucleotide messenger RNA. The record is from the annotation of a GenBank genome assembly. Lineage: Eukaryota; Fungi; Glomeromycota; Glomeromycetes; Diversisporales; Diversisporaceae.
AUGGUUGUGAAACCUUCUAUAAAAUCAGUAUCCAUUUGUUUUGGUUAUAACUCACCUGUAAAUAUUUCAGAAUGUACUAAAAAAUAUAAAGAUUUUGUGAUAUCAAUGAAUAAUGAAGGAGUAAAUAAAGCUCAAAUACAAACUUUUCGAAUGAUCGGCGACGAAUUUUCGAUGUUAAAUUCAAAGAAAAAUAAUUUUAAAGAAAAAGAAGAAAUAUCAUUAAAAAAUACAAAUAAAUAUGAUAGAAAACAAGAUAAUUUUAUUGAAUUAUGUUUUACUAAAGAUUUAGCCAUUGCUUGGCAAGAUAACGAUAUCAAUAAUAUUAAUGUUAAAGAUACUAAAAAUUAUAUAAAUUCUGAACAAAAAGACAAAAUAGAAAAUCAAGAAAAGAUUGUCUAUAGAAAUUAUUUGUAA